GCUCCGCGGCCCGCACGCCAAGUCGGUCAGCGUCAGAUUCGUUUCACGGCAGUCUCGAGAUUCCGUGGUGAUUCGCGAGCGAAUCGGUAUUAUUAAUCGGCAUUGUUGACUUUGACAGCGGGUUCUGUCGACGUCCCACGAUAAACCGCUGCGCGAAGCAUCACCUCGUAAGCGCAAACGGAACACUUGCAUUUCACGAGCGAGCCGUCACGAAAAACACGGUCGAACGUUAAACUCGGAACGUUUGUUAACCGCUGUAGGACGACUCGCGAGUUCCAGUUGCUGUUCUAGAAAGAAGACUUUCUAGAAGGUUAGCUCAGCGGUCUCGUUACCUCCACUGACUCUGCGAAUUGGAAAUCUGCUUUAAGCUCCACCUCCCCAGUGUGCUUGGCUCAGAACGUUAUUGUUAUAUCCCCGACAACCACUUGGAAGCAUGGCAAAAUGGGGUGAAGGCGACCCACGCUGGAUUGUGGAAGAGAGACCUGACGCAACUAAUGUUAAUAACUGGCAUUGGACGGAGAAAAAUGCUUGUGUGUGGUCACAAGAAAAGUUGAAAGAACUUCUUAUAAAUUUCAAAAUUGAGGGAGAAGGAGUAUCAUGUAAAGUAACAGAAAUGGAAAAAUGUGAAGGUGAGGCUGUAGCAAAUAAUAGAAAAGGAAAACUUAUUUUCUUUUAUGAAUGGAAUAUCGUUCUUAAGUGGAUAUCUGAUGAAACAUCCAAUAAAGACAUUGAGGGUAAAAUUAAUAUUCCUAAUCUGUCUGAAGAAAAUGAUAUUAGUGAAGUAGAUAUUGAAAUUACAUUAAAAGAUAGUACAGAUGAAGGGGAGAAAGUUAAACAAUUCUUACAUACUAAGGGUAAAGAUGCAAUAAGAGAAAAAUUAAAGAAAUAUGUAUCUUCUCUAAAAGAAGAGUUUACGAAAGGUAUGAUACUUCCUAAAAAAGAUACUGAUAAAGAAAAAGAAAAUAUUUCGAAUAUAACCUCUGGUUUCAAUAUUAAGAUGCAAAUGAAUGCUGCAGUGACGCCAACGAACAAUAAUAAAUCAGCAAGUAAAAUCUCAACCACUACGAUUAAGCAAAAUGUAAAAUUUCAAUGCAGAGCAGAUGAGUUUUACAACGUCCUCUCGUCGAUCGAGAUGGUACAAGCAUUCACGAAGAACCCGGUGAAACUAGAACCAAAGAAGAAUGGUCAAUUCGAGCUCUUCGGUGGCAAUAUUCACGGCGAAUUCAUAGAGAUUACUCCAACGAAAAUUAUCCAAAAAUGGCGUUGUAAACAGUGGCCGUCCGGACAUUUCAGCGAUGUAACGAUCGAUAUCUCUGAGAAAAACGAUCAUACCGAGGUCAAUUUAACGCAGAGCGGUGUCCCAGUGAGCGAGGAGCCCUCUACGAAGGAGAAUUGGGACAGGUAUUACUGGGAUGCUAUAAAACGGACCUUCGGCUUUGGAUACUUUAUGAAGAGAGGACGAGAGAGAUAGUCUCCGUCAGACAUGAACGUUACUUCGAUGGUGGAGAUAUUCGGCAAUGACAGCAACAACGUCAGCAACGGUCUCGACUGCGGCGGUGAGCCCCAUCAGUACGCGUUAUGGGAACGUGUGACGAUAGUGGUGAUCGCCGUCGUCCUCAGUUUCACCACGGUCGGUGGCAACAUUAUGGUCAUGAUAUCGUUCAAGAUCGACAAGCAGUUGCAGACGAUCUCCAAUUAUUUCCUCUUCAGCCUGGCGGUGGCCGACUUCGCGAUCGGCCUAAUCUCCAUGCCCCUCUUUACGUUAUACACGGUGCUCGGUUACUGGCCACUCGGGCCCUACGUGUGCGACACGUGGCUGGCCCUCGACUAUCUCGCGAGCAAUGCGUCGGUCCUUAAUCUGCUCAUCAUCAGCUUCGAUAGAUACUUCUCCGUCACGCGUCCGCUUACCUAUCGGGCUAAGAGGACCACUGUCAAAGCCGCCAUCAUGAUCGGAUCCGCGUGGGGUAUAUCGCUACUUCUUUGGCCACCCUGGAUCUACGCGUGGCCGUACAUCGAGGGUCAAAGGACGGUGCCGAUGACUUCGUGCUACAUCCAAUUCAUCGAGACGAACCACUACAUCACCUUCGGCACGGCCAUCGCCGCGUUUUAUGUUCCUGUCAUGAUAAUGACAUUCCUUUACUGGCGGAUCUGGAAGGAGACGAAGAAACGUCAGAAGGACCUGCCGAACUUGCAGGCUGGCAAGCAAGACGCGAGCAAGCGCAGCAACUCGAGCGACGAGGUUAUUAUAGAUAUGGAGGAGGGCAGAAGACAGCGAAGCGAAUCGAGCACCGCCGACGACGUCUCGCACGCCACGCACAUCGCGGUUUCCUACAUUGAUAAGCACUAUCCGCAAUAUAAAAGCCACAGGCCGUUCUCUUGGACCUGGCUGAAGAUGUGGUGCAUCGCAUGGUGGCACAGCGGUCGAGACGACGAGGACGACGACGAGGAGAUCGCUGGACCAGAGAGCAGUCACACCGGGGCCGGUUACGAAGACACGCUCACGCCGCUGUCGGCCGAGACGCCGCUUCCCAGCACGGUAUCGCGAUGUCCCUCGAUCAGCGCGAUACAGGCUACGGGAAUCGCCCUGGACAAGACCAUGCUGCACGAGUACAAAAGGUCGGCACGGCCGGUCGACCUUAGGAAUAUUUCCAACGAUACCAUUUAUACUAUUCUGAUCAAAUUGCCGAGUAACGGCGGGAAAUUCACCGAGGGGACAAGCAUAAGGAUGAUACCCGACGAGUCGAUGCAGAUGGGAGACAGCGAGGAUGACGGUGGUGUCGGGGGUAGCGGCAGUGGUGCCAGCAGGCUCUUCCGUCUCGGCGGCGGGUCCGUGUCGAGUCCGUCGACGGUGACGAUGAGAAGGCCAUCGCAGAUGCCGGACAUCAGGAUACCGUUGAACGCGAAGAACAUACCGAAGGCUGGCAAGGGAAUCCUGAGCAAGCAGCCGAACAAGAAGAAGAAGAAGCUGCAGGAGAAGAAGGCCGAUCGAAAGGCCGCGAGAACGCUGUCAGCCAUCCUGUUAGCAUUCAUUAUCACGUGGACCCCGUACAACAUUUUGGUACUCCUCAAGUCCAUUACCGCCUGCUCGUGGUACAUACCUCAGGUGCUAUGGGACUUUGUUUAUUACCUUUGCUACAUUAAUAGUACUGUGAACCCGAUGUGCUAUGCACUGGGCAACGCGGCAUUCCGCAGAACCUACGUGAGGAUUCUCAAGUGUAAGUGGCACAGCAGGAACCGCGGCACCGGUGCGGUCGAUCGGGGAUGAUAUCAGUAACCCGUCGAUGCGCAACUUCGACCUUUUUCGCAUCGAGGAGGGGAGCGGUCCUCCUCUCCACGCUUCCGAUAUCAACACACUACAGAAUUGGAAGUCAACGACCACGCGCGCGCGCGCGUGCGAGCACACACAUACACAUACAUGCAUAUACCGAAACAACGCUGUACUAUUAUUAUUAUUAUUAUUACUACUACUAUUACUACUACUAUUACUACUACUAUU
Molecule: messenger RNA, 3496 nt
Organism: Cyphomyrmex costatus
Lineage: Eukaryota; Metazoa; Arthropoda; Insecta; Hymenoptera; Formicidae
Gene: mAChR-A
Product: muscarinic Acetylcholine Receptor, A-type
Exons: 14
Biological process (GO): G protein-coupled receptor signaling pathway, coupled to cyclic nucleotide second messenger; adenylate cyclase-inhibiting G protein-coupled acetylcholine receptor signaling pathway; chemical synaptic transmission
Cellular component (GO): synapse; dendrite; plasma membrane
Molecular function (GO): ATPase activator activity; protein-folding chaperone binding; G protein-coupled acetylcholine receptor activity
Source: RefSeq, a predicted model, not a curated record